UCCAGUUAUUCUCUCCUUUAACAGUUGUUUGUAAAGGUUCACCGCAACACACAACCGUUACUUUUAUUAAAGCAUCUGCUUAUAGCUUCCGGGUCGUUGGCGCACGUGGCUGUGUGCGCGUGUUGGUUCCCUAUGUUUACAUCGCGCCUCGGUUAGAUGGCGCUGAGGGUCGAGCGCACGUGCGAUGGCGUCUGUGUUCGUGCGCGCGCGGCGGUGUUCCGGAGUGUUGCGGGCGGGGUGUCGGAGCUGGAGUGAUGAACACAGCGAGGUCUUCUCCCAGGUGAAGAAGCUGAAGGUUGGCGGUGAUGAUGAUGCGAGUCCGCUGAGUCCGGAGCAGCUCGAGCGGAUCGCCAAGAGCAAGGCGGCGGCUUUGGAGCGGCUGUGUUCCCGCCGCGGGCCUGCGGAUGUCGGGGAGAGCUGGAGGAGAGCGCUGGGGCCGGAGUUCAACAAAAACUACUUCACAUCGUUAAUGAACUUCGUGGAAGAGGAGAGGCAGAAGCACACGGUGUAUCCGCCCCCGGGGCAGGUGUUCACAUGGACACACGUGUGCCAGAUUGAAGACGUGAAGGUGGUUGUUCUCGGGCAAGAUCCGUAUCACGGACCGAAUCAGGCUCACGGCUUGUGUUUCAGCGUGCAGAGACCCGUUCCACCACCACCAAGUCUGGUGAACAUGUAUAAAGAACUGGAGUCAGAUAUCGAAGGCUUUCAGCGUCCUGGCCACGGUGAUCUGACGGGAUGGGCAAAGCAAGGUGUUCUGCUGUUGAACGCGGUGUUGACUGUACGAGCGCAUCAGGCCAACUCGCACAAAGAUAAAGGAUGGGAGACGUUCACGGACGCUGUGGUGCAGUGGCUCAGCACUAACCUAGAGGGGCUGGUCUUCAUGCUCUGGGGCUCGUACGCUCAGAAAAAAGGCGCCGCGAUCAACAGAAAAAGACACCAUGUCCUCCAGGCUGUUCACCCGUCCCCUCUUUCCGCUCACCGUGGCUUCUUCGGGUGCAAACAUUUCUCGAAGACCAAUGAGCUGCUGCUGAAAUCUGGGAAAAAACCCAUAGACUGGAAAGCACUGUGAGUUUAGUGAGUGUGGAUGGAGAAGCUUAAUGCUGAGUCCAGAGUAAGCUGUAGGCUGUGUUGCAGUUACCCUAAACAGUUCUACACUAUUUUACACUGGAACUUGUCUUCAGGCCAUCUUCUGUUGUGAGUCCUUCAUUUUUCUGUUUUGUGGUUCUCUGCCGAUGUAAAUCUUUGGAAACACAUUGGACUGUUCUGUCUGUUCGUUUUUGUUUGUUCGUUUUUUUCCCCCCCCAAACAGCUACUUUAUACAUUUGCACUUUCUUUUAGAAUUUUUUUUUGUACAUUUUUAAAAAGAACAU
Messenger RNA from Clarias gariepinus (North African catfish), 1370 nucleotides. It is a transcript of the gene unga, whose product is annotated as uracil DNA glycosylase a. Bases 185 to 1069 code for a protein of 294 amino acids. Gene Ontology annotation, cellular component: mitochondrion; nucleus. Gene Ontology annotation, biological process: base-excision repair; base-excision repair, AP site formation via deaminated base removal. Lineage: Eukaryota; Metazoa; Chordata; Actinopteri; Siluriformes; Clariidae. The transcript has 6 exons. Gene Ontology annotation, molecular function: uracil DNA N-glycosylase activity. The record is from RefSeq and is a predicted model, not a curated record.